ACCAGGGACACGAGUACGGCGCGUGCGCACAACCGGGAACGCGCUGCGAACUCUCUUCUGCGGUCGUCCAGGGUCUCCCAGAACAUUGGGGGCGGGAGGCCGGUCCUGAGAUCAGGAACAGGCCUUGUUGCAGAGUUGAACACGCCAUCCCUGGGGCUAGAUGUCUGCCUUGGAUCGGGUUGAAUGUGGAACUUGAAGAGGACAUGUGAGCUGGCUGGAUCCAGCAAUGAAGGGGGCCACCUAACAGAAUGUCCGGAGCGAGCAGAGCCACUUUCUUCAUGAGCACCCCAGGUUUAUUUCGUUUCCCUGCACCCCUGACCAGGAUACGCACAGUGCCAUGGGGCCUCCAGCUUUGGGAGAAGCUGACGUUGUUAUCCCCAGGAAUGGCUGUCACUCUAGUCCCGAUGGCAGGCAAGAGGGACUGCCCUCCUCUGCUUUCCCUGGACGAGAAUGAACUCGAAGAGCAGUUUGUGAAAGGACACGGUCCAGGGGGCCAAGCAACCAACAAAACGAGCAACUGCGUGGUGCUGAAGCACGUCCCCUCGGGCAUCGUGGUGAAGUGCCAUCAGACAAGAUCAGUUGAUGAAAACAGAAAGCGAGCUCGGAAAAUUCUACAAGAGAAAGUAGACGUUUUCUACAAUGGUGAGAACAGUCCGGUUCUCAAAGAAAAACGAGAGGCAGAGAAGAAAAAGCAAGAAAGGAAAAAAAGAGCAAAGGAAACCCUAGAGAAAAAGAAACUACUGAAAGAACUAAGGGAAUCGAGUAAAAAUGUGCACUGAGACAGGAACUGCAGGACGGACAGAGCUCCCGGGGAGUGACGGUGGUCAGCUCCAUCACCAGCGUUACUGCACAGCUUCUAAAGGAAUACUUCUGACAGAAUUAAAAGACAUCAAGGUUUUUUAAGUGGUGGACUAAACUACAGUAAAUAGAAAUGUGUACUUCAAGAGUAAAACUGUAAAGAAACACAAGGAAGUCGUUGCUAUAAAAGGACAAUUGCAGCUUUGGGGGAGAAAAGGGGCUGUCCUUAUGAUGCCGCUCUAGGGGUGCUGACAGUUCUAGCUCUUCACCUGGCAGUAGUCAGAAGGCUGUCCCCUUAUUCUCAGCUGCAUGUUUGCUCAUGUGACUGUUUUAUUAUAAAAGUCAAAAAUAAAAAAGUUUUUCAAAAAA
This is a messenger RNA of Microcebus murinus (gray mouse lemur), 1167 nucleotides long. RefSeq names its product mitochondrial translation release factor in rescue (gene MTRFR). Gene Ontology annotation, biological process: translational termination. Gene Ontology annotation, molecular function: translation release factor activity. The record is from RefSeq and is a predicted model, not a curated record. Gene Ontology annotation, cellular component: mitochondrion. NCBI's taxonomy places the organism in Eukaryota, Metazoa, Chordata, Mammalia, Primates, Cheirogaleidae.